UUGACCCCAGCUUAUGCAAGACAAUAUUACACGAAAGUUGAAUAAAAACUGACGGUUCAUUUCUCAUCACCAAAUAUUAUAACUUUAAUGUUAUUUACGGAUAAACACAUAUCCAGGUUUGUACGAUCUGCGCUGGUAUUCUACUGCCAAUUUUAUAGUUAGUUGGUUCUAAAGAAGACGUGAACAUCAUGAAUGGGGCAACAAAUAACAAAGUUUUGACUAUAGACACAUUGAAUCCAAAUGUUGUCAAAAUGGAGUACGCUGUCAGAGGACCCAUCGUAGCAAGGGCUAGCCAGAUAGAAAAGGAAUUAAAAGAGGGCGUCUCUAAACAAUUCACCAAAGUUGUAAAAGCAAAUAUUGGAGACUGUCAUGCGACAGGUCAAAAGCCAUUGACAUUUAUUCGACAGGUUUUGGCCAUGGUCACCUAUCCAGAACUGCUCAACAGCCCAGAUUUCCCCGAAGAUACAAAGAACAGAGCAAGGAGAUUGUUAGAAGGUUGUCGUGGUGGAAGUAUAGGUUCAUACAGUGACAGUCCUGGCAUAGCUGUCAUAAGACAAGACAUUGCUCAAUAUAUAAAUGACCGUGAUGGUGUGCCAUCAGCGUCAGAUGAUAUAUAUCUGUGUGCUGGAGCCAGUGCAGGAAUUAAGUCUGUUCUUACCAUGCUGUUAACAGGUAAAGGUGGCAGUGACAAGGCAGGAAUUAUGAUACCGGUUCCACAAUAUCCUUUAUAUUCGGCCACAUUAGCUGAGUACGAUGCUUAUCCAAUCCGCUAUUAUUUAAAUGAAGAGAAUCAUUGGAGUUUAGAUGUCUCGGAACUAAAACGAUCUAUCAAUGAAGCUAAACCUAACUGUAAACCAAGAGCUAUUGUUAUUAUCAACCCAGGCAAUCCAACAGGGCAGGUCCUGACACGAGAGAAUAUACAGAAUAUCAUAAAAUUUGCAAAGGAAGAGAAACUUUUUAUCCUUGCUGAUGAAGUAUACCAACAUAAUAUAUAUGCAGAUGGCUCACAGUUUUUCUCUUUCAAAAAAGUGCUCAUGGAAAUGGGUGAUGAAUAUAGUAGUAUGGAAUUGGCUUCAUUUAUGUCAGCUUCAAAAGGUUUUAUGGGGGAAUGUGGGUAUAGAGGAGGGUACAGCGAGGUCAUUAAUCUUGAUCCAGCUGUACGACUUCAAUACAAUAAAAGUAUCUCCGCUAACCUUUGUCCUCCUGUAUCUGGUCAGGCGGUCAUAGAUUGUAUUGUCAAUCCUCCAAAACCAGGAGAGCCAUCCUAUGAGCUAUUCUUGAAGGAAAAGACAAAAGUUCUAAGUCUACUUCUUCAAAAAGCAAAAUUGGUCACCAAAACCUUUAAUUCUAUUGAGGGCAUUAAAUGUAAUGAAGUUCAAGGUGCAAUGUAUGCCUUUCCUCAAAUAUUCUUACCUCCCAGAGCCAUUGAAGAGGCCAAAAAGCAGAAUAAAACUCCUGAUUCGUUCUACUGUUUUCAACUUCUUGAGGAGACUGGAAUUUGUACAGUUCCUGGCAGUGGUUUUGGUGAAAGAGAGGGAACGUAUCAUUUCCGUACGACUAUCUUACCACCAAUAGAAGAGUUGGAGGCAGUUUUACAGAAAUUUAAAGAAUUUCAUAUUAGAUUUUUACAGAAGUAUCAGUAGAGUCUCCUAUAAAUGUAUAAAAGUGUACAUUAUAAAGACCUGAGAUGGUAUAAUACUGUAGAUAUUUAAUCCUAUGCAGAAUCUGUGUGUAAAAAGAAUUUUACCGACAUAUACAGUGUGUGACUAAUAUUAAUUGAGGAGUUUUUGUUUAUUAGUUUUUAUAAUUUUUUUAAUGUUAUGGAAUUAAUCUGUAUUUAAACAGGGUACAUCCUAUAAUUUUUGUUACUGCCAUAAUAAUAGAUAAUAAAAAUGAUGAAAAGUUGUCAAUUAUGAAAAUUUGAUUGUUAUCAGGUCUUUUUUAUCAAACAUUUCUUGUGGCAGCAUUGAUUAUAGUAUAAAUUAAAUUAGUUGUUUGUUGAUUGGGACCCCAUAUGCUAUGUAGAUUUCAGGUAUUAUAUAGGUAAUUUUUUAGUUUGUUUUCGAUUUUCCAAGAAUGUAUUUUUAUUAUACGCCCACAUUUAAUGUAGACAAAUAAUUUUGUCACUCCUGUUUGUCAAUUCGUACACAAUUAUGUAUGAAAGCAUUAAUGAUCAGAGUUCCUGUCUGUUGGUUCUUAGACAAUAAUGUAGCAUAGCAUUACUUAUCAGAGCUCCUGUCUGUCGGUCCAUAUGUGUGAAAGCAUUACUGAUCAGCGUUUUUGACAGAUUUGUUCGAAUAUGCAGGGUUUGUUGAGUUUCAGCAGUUAUCUAUCCGUUCACAUUCUGACAGGGUCAAGGAAGAAAGUUCUCAAUAGAAAUUUGUAUGUCUUGGUGUGAUUGUUUAUUGGGGUGUAAAUUUGAACCCAUUUAAAAUUAAAGAUAAGUUGCUUGUAAUUCAAAUACCUUCAGUAAUUUUUACUUUAUGUUCACACUGUAACUUUUAACGCUUGUAAAGGUUAUAUAUAGUCCAACAAAAUUCUCUGAAAUGUUUAAAACUUACUCUGCAGCAUUUGCUGCCAUUGAUUUUAGAACAGGCAUAGACGACUUCGCUGCUGUUGGGUAUUUUAUUAGGCCUAAUAAGCCCCAAUCUGUGUUUUAAUAUGUAGACAUUUGUGAUUGUUCAUAUUUGUUAGCUAAUGUACAUGUCUAUGCACAUGAUUAUUAUUUAUAUUUUAUAUUUUGUUGUAAAUCUAGAUUUUAUCAAAUUAUGAUAAUAUAUGUAAAAAAAGUAGUGCAUUUGUAUGUAAUAGAAAUUUAUGCAUAUGGUUAUUGAAUUUUAUCAAAUUGUGUUAAUGUAUUAAAACAAUAGGUGCAUUUUAUGAAAUCUUAUUAAUAUUUUAUUUACCUGUAGUAUUAUUUGGUAUGGUAUAUUAUUGUGCUAUAUGUUUGUUAUUUUGUAGAUGCUUGUUAUACAUUUAUAUAAUAUACAGUUUCAGCCUGUUUAGAUACAACUUUAAAAGGUUUAGUAGCUGUUAGCAUAAUACAAAUCUAUCCAAAGGGAGACAAUCCAAAGAAAUCCAUGUAUUAUUAUUCUCUACAAAGUGAAUAUAAUAUGUCCUUGCUUAUAAUAUAACUUAAAUAUUUUUAUUCUUGCAUUACAUCUAUAUUUAUUUUAUAGCGUUUAACAAAUAUUCGCACUUACCUCGUGUGUGUGCAAGAAAAACAUAAAUUGCCAUAAUAUUCAAAAUCUGGUAAAAAAUUGAGAUCAAGUUUGUGAUAUGAACAAGUAAGAUUUGCACCUUGUUGCACUGUAUCAAUGAAUAAUAAUAUUGUAAAUAUUAUGGAAGUCAUAAUGUAAAAUCUUAAAGAUAACUGCUUAUAUGUUUUAUGAUAUAUAUACAGGUAAUCUUCUGUCAUCAUGAAUAGAAAAAAAAAUAUCGGAAAACUCAUUAACAUCAUAAGAACCUCUAUUGACAUUUAACAUUUUCAUUAAUGGCUAUUUAUAGCCCCAAGAGGGGCCUAGUGUAAAAGCUUUUCUUAUACAAUACUAGCACUGAAAACUUUUCUCCUAAUUAAUUUGUCAUUAAUAUUGCAAAGAUUACUUGUGAUUAUUUGAACAUUUAAUGUAUUACAGUUGAUAAUGGUAAUAUUUGUUAUGUUAUAAUAACAAGUAUGUUAAAAAUGUUAUUCAUCAUUGAGGUAUUAUGAUAUUGUUUUGUCUUACUGUUCCCGGUGGAAUAUUAUAUCAGAUGAUUAGCCUUUCCAUUAUUUAAACCUGAAUUGGAAAGAUUUAAUUAUUGAAAUAUAGUCAUUAAUUAUAGAUAUAUGUAUAGUAUUACACUGCGAGACAAUCAUUUUGUAUACCAGUAAAUAAUUUAAUUUUAAUUUUUACACUGUUAUCCCCCCAUUGCUUGUAAUAAUGUAAUUGAAUCUCGUUGAUAUUUGGGUAUUAUGUCACAGAAUUUUAUAUCUCAAUACUAAAUAUUUAUGAUUUCAAAAUGAUUUAAUUUUUUUUAAAAAGAUAGAAAUGUGAAAUUAUUGAUAUAGAGUAUCUUUUUAUCAAUUACUGUCAAUGCUUGAUUUUGAGUUUAUGCUUAUCAAUAGUGUAUUGUUAUAUACAAUGUAUGCUUGCUUUGUCUAUAAACGGCUAGUCAUUUGAUUGUGUUAAAAACAAGAUUUUUAAAAUCAGAUUUUAUAUUGAGCUAUAUAAGCUAUUUAUCGAUUAUACUAUGCAUACUAAAGUAAAGAACACUAACUCUGAAUAAAA
Molecule: messenger RNA, 4268 nt
Organism: Patella vulgata (common limpet)
Lineage: Eukaryota; Metazoa; Mollusca; Gastropoda; Patellidae
Product: alanine aminotransferase 2-like
Exons: 2
Coding region: 189-1643 (484 amino acids)
Biological process (GO): biosynthetic process
Molecular function (GO): pyridoxal phosphate binding; L-alanine:2-oxoglutarate transaminase activity
Source: RefSeq, a predicted model, not a curated record